This is a messenger RNA of Contarinia nasturtii (swede midge), 1801 nucleotides long. RefSeq names its product protein disulfide-isomerase A6 homolog (gene CaBP1). The record is from RefSeq and is a predicted model, not a curated record. The transcript has 7 exons. Bases 149 to 1441 code for a protein of 430 amino acids. NCBI's taxonomy places the organism in Eukaryota, Metazoa, Arthropoda, Insecta, Diptera, Cecidomyiidae. Gene Ontology annotation, cellular component: endoplasmic reticulum lumen. Gene Ontology annotation, biological process: response to endoplasmic reticulum stress. Gene Ontology annotation, molecular function: protein disulfide isomerase activity; protein-disulfide reductase activity.
AGUCUAUUGACUACAAAAACUGUUCAUUUAUCAGUCGGCAUUUAGCGUAAACACAUCAUAAUUUAUAUUAUUCUAGUAAUUUCGUUGUGAAAUUUUAUUUAGACGGAUAUUAUAUUGUUAAUAUACGUGGGCUGGUUCCAGCAACAACAUGAAUAACGUCUACGUGUUUUUCUUACUUUGUGUUUUGGUGCCCACGUUUGCCUUCUACGAUAAAGGCGACGUUGUCGAACUUACACCGUCCAAUUUCGAUCGAUUAGUUAUUCAAAGUGAUGAAAUUUGGGUAGUUGAGUUCUAUGCUCCAUGGUGUGGACAUUGUCAACAACUUGUACCAGAAUAUACGAAAGUUGCCAGCGCUUUAAAAGGUAUCGCCAAGGUUGGUGCAGUAAAUGCCGACGAACACAAAUCACUUGGAGGACAAUAUGGAGUACAAGGUUUCCCAACAAUCAAGAUAUUCGGUGCCAACAAACGCACCCCAACUGAUUACAAUCAACAGAGAACCGCACAAGCUAUUGCCGACGCUGCACUGGCUGAAGCCAAGAAGAAGGUGUCGGAGAAAUUGGGAGGUCGCGGUAGUGGUGGUAGCAGUGGAAGCGGUGGUAGCAGCGAUGUUAUUGAAUUGACCGAUUCAAACUUUGAUAAAUUGGUUCUUCAAAGCGAUGAUGUUUGGCUUGUCGAGUUCUUUGCUCCAUGGUGUGGUCAUUGCAAAAAUUUGGCACCAGAAUGGGCGAAAGCUGCAAAAGAACUUAAAGGAAAAGUCAAAUUGGGUGCAUUGGAUGCAACAGUUCAUCAAGCCAAAGCUCAAGAAUACAGUGUACAAGGGUAUCCAACAAUUAAAUUCUUCCCGGGUGGCGUAAAAUCACGAAGUGAUGCUGCAAACUACGACGGUGGCCGAACUUCUGGCGACAUUGUCAACUGGGCAUUGGACAAAUACACAGAAAGCAUUCCAGCUCCAGAGGUCUAUGAAUUGACAUCAGAAGAAGUAUCCAAAAAGGCAUGUGAAAAUAAAGCCUUGUGUGUCGUAUCGGUGUUGCCUCACAUUCUAGACUGCGACUCAAAAUGCCGUAACGAUUACAUAAAAAUUUUGAAAAAUUCAGCCGAAAAGUUCAAGAAACAAUCAUGGGGUUGGCUCUGGACCGAGGGUGGAAAACAACAAAAUGUCGAAGAUGCUCUUGAAAUUGGCGGUUUCGGAUAUCCAGCAAUGGCAGCUGUUAACUACAAAAAACUAAAGUACACAUCAUUGCGUGGUUCAUUCUCAGCCGAAGGUAUCUAUGAAUUCUUGCGUGAUAUCUCAUUCGGGCGUGGUCAGACGGCUCCUGUGCGCGGUGCAGCCAUUCCUAAAAUAAAUAACGUCGAGCCAUGGGACGGCAAAGACGGUCAACUGCCAGAAGAAGAAGACAUCGAUUUGUCUGAUGUUGUUCUCGAUGACAAAGACGAAUUGUAAAUUUUACGUGUAGCAUAUAUAUUAGGCACAAAAACAAAAAACUAAAUCGGGUCUUCGAAGUAUAGAAAUUAAAAAAAAAAUAAAUAAAUUGUGUGCGUUUUUGUUCACAUCGAUUCCGCUCUCAACAACUUGCAACAAUGUCAGCUUAACUAUAAAAAAGAAAACGUGUAACCAAAACUGUGAAAUAUAUCCACAAUUUAACAUUUUACUUAAUCUUAUGAUUAGGAACCAAGUGUAAGAAUAAUAACAAAAAAAGUCAUCAUUUACAAUUUAAAAGAAUGGAAAAACUGAUAGUAGAUUAAAUGUACGUAAGAUAAAACUUUCAAACAAUAAAAUUAUCUCAAUGUUUUUUCGUAUAAA